This is a messenger RNA of Paramecium pentaurelia, 2749 nucleotides long. NCBI's taxonomy places the organism in Eukaryota, Ciliophora, Oligohymenophorea, Peniculida, Parameciidae. The record is from the annotation of a GenBank genome assembly.
AUGAGUAUUUUUGAAUCGCAAAAUGCUAUUGAGGAGAUGAGAAACAAUAUUGGGAGAUAACAAAAUUUAUCUAAUAUUUAUAAAGAAGUAGGAAGUCCUUCAGAACAUUCUCUGUAAAGGUUUAAAUCUAAUCAGAUAAUUAUAGUUAUUUUUCCCCUAGCAACAGUUUUAUGAUGGGUAGCAAAAGUAAAGUUCUAAUAAAUAAAUCUAUCGAGAUUGCUACAACUCAACCAUUAGGGUAUUAAUAAUAUAAAUUAAGACUAACUCGAGUAUGGAAGAGUAAUGGUUUAAUCAUUAUCACAAUGAUAAUGAGAUUCUUAUACACAUUGAAAUUGUAAACAGAAUCAAUGAAAUACAAACUUUUAAACAAAAGGAUAUUUACAAUUAUUCAGGAUGUUUCAUCAGAUUAUUUAAAUAUUGUACGUUAUAGAAAUAACAAAUAUCAUAUAAAGGGAAGGUCAGAAUUGCAAGUGCAAUAUUCUUUGUUUAAAAAAUAAAUAAGAUCAAUCUUUGAAUAUUAUGGGGGUUUCAUUCCAAUAUUUUAACCAGAUCAAAGAUUCAUAAUGUAUUAUGAGUUUUGCUUUAUUAUUUCUAUCCUAUUAAACUUAUUCUAUGUACCAAUAAAUGUCAGUUUCUUAAAUCAUGAUAUCUCAAUACUUUUUGACGCAUUUCCAACUGUUUUACAAAUCAUAUGGAUUUUAGUUUAAUUCAACCUUUCAUUCUAUGAAGAUCAGAUAAUGAAAAAGAGUAGAAUUGAUAUUGCAAGCAACUAUGUGAGAAGCUAUUUUUUAUUAGAUUUGUUAAUAGUUUUGACAACAUAUUUAUAAAUACUUUAUGGUUAUUUCAUCCCUUUAAUCUCAGUAUUUUUAAGGAUACCUCUAUUGAUACGUAUAUUGGAUUAAUUUGAAUAUAAUACAAAUUUUAAAGAAAAUUUGGCUGCUGUAUUUGAUUUAAUUAAAUUGAUUGUGAUGUUAAUUUUCAUAAUUCAUUGUUGUGCAUGUAGUUGGCAUUUUUUAGGAGUGUACGAAAUGGAACAUUAUGUGGCAGGAAAGAAUUGGUUAGAGUACUAUGAUAUUAGUCAUUUAAGUUGGAUAGAGCAGUAAGACUAUCAUAUUUAACUAAAGAUACAUAGCAUCCUUAUAUUUCAGUGUAAUCACUACCUUAACAGUUGGAUAUGGUGACCUAACACCUCAAUCUGCAUACGAACAAUUAUUUGUAAUAUUGGUUGCUAUGAGUCUUUGUGGUAUGUUAGGUUACACAAUUUCAAACAUUGGUGAAAUCUAUAGAUCAAUGAAUGAGAAGAAACAAUAAUACAAAACUUAGAUGAAAGCCAUUGAGUAAAUUAUAAGACAACGCAAAUUAAAUGAUAAGUUAUCUAUUAAAGUUAGAAAAUAUUAUUAACAUUUAUUUUAAUAAGAACAAUAAGAAAAUUCAUUAGGAGAAUAAUUACUUACUAAAUUAACCAAAAAUCUAGAAGAAGAAGUAAUGAUAGAUUCUUAUAAAACUAUUUUAAUGAAUUCCUAUUUAUUGAGAUAAUUUAAAGAUUCUACAGUUGAGUAAUUAUGUACAAAAGUUAAAGUCAUUAAAUUAUAACCUGGAGAUGAAGUUGUAAAAGCAUAAUAAUUUGCUGAUCAUUUAAUCUUUCUCUUGAAUGGAGAACUUACUUUAAUGGGACAUAAUUCAAGAUAACCUAUUGUUCUAAAAUAAUUAACUGGUGGUACUGUAAUUGGAGAACAAGAAUUUACUGAAUAAGGAUACUAUGAUUAUAUCAUUAUAAGUUAAGGAUACAGUAAGAUAGCUGCUAUUUCUAGAGCUUCAUUUUAUGAAAUAUUAUAGUAUGAUAGAUAAGAAUUCGAGAAGAUGUGUAAAAUUAGAGAUUAAUAUAAAUUUAGUGUAAGGAAAAAAAAUGUUAUUGGAAGGACAUGUGAAAUCUGUGGAUGGACUCAUGGGUACUUGCAAUGUCCUAUGACAUUUUAUUAAGUUGACAAAAUGAAAUUAUUGACUCAUCAUAGAUAAAAUGAAGAUUAAGAAAGGAAAUAUUAUAAAGAUUUUAGAAGAUCUAAAAAAGUUAAUACAUUAACAGAAUUAUCACAAAUUCAAAAUGCUUGUUUAGAUUUUAUGGUUAGUUAAAAAUUAGUUGAUGAAAUGUAUGUAUCUAUUUUUAUAUAAUAUAAUUAGACCAAAUUAUGAUUAAAAUGAAGAAGGUACUUAAAGAAUGAGAGUAAAUAUAUAAGAUUUAGAAUCCUCUAAUUUUAGUUCUAGUAGAUCCAUUUAAGAAGAUAUUAAAGGAAAUGUAAAUUCUAUUAUGAAAUCUCCUACAAAUAGUUCUAGAUUUUAAUUGAUCUGUAAAUAGAUUGAUUAAUAACGUGAGUAACUUUAACAAUCAACCUUUGCCAGAAAAAAUUUAAAGAAACAAUCCUUGAUUGUGGAUCACAAUUUUAAAAGAAAAGAAAAAGAAGAUGAUUUCAAAGAAUAUAUUGAUGAAAUUUUAGAGAAAUUAAAUAUACAUCAAAAAGAGAAAGAGAAGUCAUUAGUUACUACUCAUUCUAAAGUUACAACCUAUAAUCCUGAUUUGGAGUUUGAAGUUAUGUAAUCUUAUAAAUAUUACUUUCCUCAAUUUAAUAUAGAUAAUAUACUUGAAAGAGUUAAUUAAUCCUAUGAAAAAUUUAUGCAAAAAAAUAAGAAAAAUCCUAUCCGUAUAUUUGUUAAUCGUAGAAAAAUGAAGAGAAAAAUUAUGAUUUCUGAUUGA